Zootoca vivipara (common lizard) is the source of this 9768-nucleotide messenger RNA. RefSeq names its product pyridoxal kinase (gene PDXK). Gene Ontology annotation, cellular component: cytosol. Gene Ontology annotation, biological process: pyridoxal 5'-phosphate salvage. The record is from RefSeq and is a predicted model, not a curated record. Gene Ontology annotation, molecular function: pyridoxal kinase activity. Lineage: Eukaryota; Metazoa; Chordata; Lepidosauria; Squamata; Lacertidae.
UCCUUGCGCGCGCCGUCCCCUCUCCCUCCCUGCCUCUGCUCGCUGGGCGGCGUGUGCGGGUGCCUUUAAAUUGCUUUCGCGGGAGCUGCCGCCUGCUCAGUCUCAUCUGUGAUGUAAGAAGAGACUUUUAGGUGUCUGCGCCGAUCGCCUGACUUUCUUUCCUUCUUUCCCCCUUCCCCCCUGCCGCCGGUUCUCCAGCUCGCUCUCCGCGCUGCUGUCCUUGGCCGCCCUGCUGCUGAGGCGGAUUUGCAAAGCCGCCGCCGGGUCCAGCCCGCCCCGAGCUGCGCUGUCCUGGGCGCAGAGGGCGCGCGACUGCCCGCCCGGCUCCUCGCUCAGCCGCCGCGGGUGCGCAGGCAUGGAGGAGCAGCCGGAGUGCAGGGUGCUCUCCAUCCAGAGCCAUGUUGUGCGCGGCUACGUGGGCAACAAGGCGGCCACUUUCCCCCUGCAGGUUUUGGGCUUUGAAAUAGAUACUGUGAACUCUGUCCAGUUUUCAAAUCAUACAGGUUAUGAUCACUGGAAGGGGCAGGUGUUAAAUUCAGAUGAACUUCAUGAACUAUAUGAAGGACUGAAACUGAACAAUGUAAAUCAUUAUGAUUAUGUACUUACAGGCUACACAAGAGACAAAUCAUUCCUUGGAAUGGUGGUUGAUAUUGUUCAAGAGCUAAAACAACAGAACUCCAAUUUGGUAUAUGUAUGCGAUCCUGUGAUGGGUGACAAGUGGAGUGGGGAAGGCUAUAUGUAUGUUCCAAAGGAUCUUCUUCCAGUUUAUAAGGACAAGGUUGUGCCUGUAGCAGAUAUAAUAACACCUAAUCAGUUUGAGGCUGAGUUACUUACCGGGAGGAAGAUACACACUGAAAAAGAGGCUAUAGAGGUAAUGGAUAUGCUCCACAAUAUGGGACCCGAGACUGUUGUAAUCACCAGCUCAGACCUCCAGGCACCUUCAGGAGAUGAUUACCUGAUAGCAUUAGGAAGCCACAGGAAAACUUCAGAAGAUGGGACCACAGUGACACAGAGGAUCCGAAUGGAGUCUCCUAAAGUAGAUGCUGUCUUCGUUGGUACGGGAGACCUGUUUGCUGCCAUGCUCUUGGCCUGGACCCACAAGCAUCCAGACAAUCUAAAAGUGGCAUGUGAAAAGACAGUGUCAGCCAUGCAGCAUGUUUUGCAGAGAACCAUAACGUGUGCAAAGGCCCAAGCUGGAAAAGGAAACAAACCCAAUUCAGCCCAGCUGGAACUGCGGAUGGUCCAAAGCAAAAAGGACAUAGAAAACCCAGAGAUAAUAAUAAAAGCUACUGUGUUAUAAAGGUUGUAUAUGUCCUAACAACGCACAAUGUAUUGAUGUCCUCAUUUUCUUUCCUGUAAAUUGUAAUGUUUGCCUUAGAUCUGUGACAGAAACCUGACUUCCAUGAAAUAGUGCCCAGCAUAGAUGAGAUCCACUACCAAGCACAUGUGCUGGCCUUGCUCGAAUUAAGAAGAAUGAAAAAAACUAGGUGUAUAUUGCAACUCCCUCCCAGAUAUGAAGAUGGCUGGUUGAUCAAUUCAGUCUUGUUGGAAACCCUGGGUUUGGGAGCACAAGGUUUCUUGCCUUGCCAAAGACUUUCAGAAUGCAUUUGUUAGUGUGUAUAAACUGUGGGAAAGCAUCUUGUGCCAAUUGAGCAGGUUACCUCUCCCCUUAAAUGCAGUGGUUUGGCAGCCUGCUUCAGUGUUUAGUACCUCAAAAAGUAGAGAGAGAUUCAGGCCAAGUGUGGAGAGGGGUCUGCAUAUGGUUAGCUUUUAGGUUCUCUGUCUGUACAGCCCUUGGAAGUAUAAGAAUAUGUUAUUGAGAACAGCUCCCAUGUCUGGUCUGUGAAAAAUUGCAAGACUCCACUAUCCAGAGGUGCUAACCCUUUAAUAUUAAGCAACCAAAAGUCGUCAGGUUUUUUUUGUUUUGUUUUCCCCUUCUUUCUCUCCACAAAAAUACAGAUGAGUAAAAGGCAAUGGUGGUUCUACCUCUGAUAGAAUACACGUGACACAGUUUUAUCAAAAGACUCACAAGAUGCAAGUUUCCUUAAUAAGUACUUCUUAUGAAACCUGAAUAUCCCAUUUCAUCUUGUAAUGGCUAGGUCAGGAGGGGAAUGAAAGUCUUUGUUGUUUGUUGAGACCAAUUCACUGUUUAUGACCACUGGUUAGCGUGCUCCUGCUUCUGGGAUAGAUGAUAAAAAAGACUGUAUAAUCAAUAGGUUUCUCCAGACAUACACUUCCACCAAAGGCACUACACACCAACCACUGCUGUUGUACAACCUCCAUGCCUUUCAAUGACACUUAGGCAGAAAUCUCAUGCAAGCCUGAUAGAAAUGGAUAUAGGUUGCACUGUAGACGUUUGGGAGGCAUUUUACCCAUAUUAUUUAUCAAUGCAACGCCUAUACCUUCAGGAAUAUUACAGGAGUUACUGACAAAUUUUCACUUGAAAAAAUAAAUGAUGGUCCACUCUGGAUGCUCCAGUGAGCAUGUCUGAAUACCUUGGGAAUCAACACAGAGUGCUAGAUUCUGUUACAUGCAAUAAUCUCUUAAAGUUAUUAAAACAAUUUCAGUUCCUCUUAGUUGUUGAUAAUUUAAUAGUGCCAGGACUAAGCAUAUUAAUUCAACUUAGACUUUUAAAUCUGUUUUCCUGUUUCUCUUCUCUCUGUUCCCCACGCCAGAAGAAUUAUGGAUAAACUGACAUUUGUACUCUUUGUUUUAUUUCUUGUUAUUUUCUUGAGAUAAAACAGGGUAUUGAAGCAAUCCAUGGCACUUUGUAAAACACUUGUUGCAGUGUUACUUCCUCUUUCCUCACAAAUGACCAGGGUACUUUCUCCUAAUUUUUAUUAGAACAUCCUUUUCUCUGGAUCUCUCUGGAAAAUAGGAUUUCUGCAAAAAGUGCUGCCAUUAACAGGUGUGCUGCUUGAGUCUUAAAGCUCCAUUGUGCAAACUGUUGUUUGCUGUUGUUAAAAAUCAGCUUUUAAUUACUUUAUUGCAAUGUUUUAAAUUUCUUAGUUGCCUUCUACUAAAAAUGGUCUUGAGGUGAUCUGCAAUAUAACACACAAACAAUAUAGAAACAAUAUAAAAAAAAUUCCUUCCAGUAGCACCUUAGAGACCAACUAAGUUUGUCAUUGGUAUGAGCUUUCAUGUGCAAGCUCAUACCAAUGACAAACUUAGUUGGUCUCUAAGGUGCUACUGGAAGGAUUUUUUAUAUUUUGUUUCGACUAUGGCAGACCAACACGGCUACCUACCUGUAACUAAAACAAUAUAGAAAUAGACAAGAACUAAAAACAGGGGUAACAGCAAUCAACAAAUCAUUCAAUACAAUUAAAAAAACAACACCAGCCUUGCUCCCACUACCAUAGCGCCUCCAAAGAAACGUGUUCAUAACUGUCACUAAGCAAACCAAUUUAAAUGUCUAGCUGUACAUAAGAAUGUUACAUUAACAGUCAUAUGCCUGGUGCCAAAACGAUGUUUAUGUUGGUUCAAGGUAGGCCUUGAUGGGGACAACAUUCUAAAAAUGAGGGGCUGCAAUUGAAACAUUUCAGCUUUUUCAUUCAUUUAAAAUACCCAUUUGUCUAAUCAUUGUGGUUGUAAAUGUAAGCUUGUUGAUAACUUAUUCCUACUGUGGUCCCCAGUGUCGCACAAGUUCCCCACCCUUCCCUGUAUCAGGGAUAGGACAAUGUAUGGCCUGCCAAGGUUUUUCUCAAUAAAAGCUUUUCCCACCAGCCUCAGAUGAGCACGACAGCAACAUGGGGGCAUAGUCACAGGAAGGUGGUGAAACUCAUCAGAACAGCUGAAGUAUGAGUGGGGAACCUUUGGCUCUCCAGAUGUUACUGAACUGCAUCUCCCAUCAACCCUAGCAGGCAUGACCAAAGGUCAGGAAUAAUGAGAGUAGUAGUUCAGCAACAUUUCAGAGGCCAAACAUUACACACACAUGAGCUAAAGUUUACAAAAGCUUUACAUUGUAUAUACAUUGCCUGCAGACUUCAAAGUAUGAAUUAAAUCAGGAGUUGCUAUUUUUCAGAACAUAUAUUGACCCAGCAUUCCCUACAAAUUCCAGCCACAGCCUUCCAUCAUAGAUUCAUACCACCCUAAGUAUCCCUAAGAGAUCUUUUGGAAUUACUGCAUCGCAUUCUUGGAGUGCUUUCCUAAUAUAUUUUUUUCCUGGCCUCCUCUAUUAGUUUUGGAAGCAGUGUUUGCUUCUCUUACCACAAAACGGUUAUAUAGGAAGCUUUGGAAUGGCACCAUUCAUUCACUCACUCACUCAUUCAUUCAUUCAUUCAUUCAUUCAUCCAUCCAUCCAUCCAGUAACUGAGGGUGCUUCAUAUAUUAUACAGAAGUGAGAUGAGAAAGAGCAUGAGUGGCUCAUCUCACCUUGGAAGAGUAGACAUUUCAGAAAGCGUGAAAAGGCAAAACACAAGAGAUUCUUAUACUGUCUUCCCUCUACUUCUGCGCAACAUCCAAAUAUGCCCUGAAUGGAUGGGAAAUAAUACCUGGGUUUCUUUAGCAGAACCAACAAUGGCAAUGUGGCUUAUGUAUGUCUAAGCCUUACAUCAAGCUGAGGUUUUGCUUUUUCACAGUGUUUACAGCUAGUUUCAGGGCUCAGUCCCCAACACUUUCCUCUACUCUGUUGUUUUUAGCAGUUGAGGCAAGCUGCAACCGUACUUUUAUCAAAUCUGAAGGGAAAUUCCAUGUAACCAAUUACUCGAUUUUACUGUUACUCCUUUUAGUCACCACUGUUGUGAAAUUGCCUUUUAUAGAUUUAAAAAGGGUAGUUUUAAUUGCAUGAGAUGAUUAUUGCCCUUUCUCAUGCUGACAGUGCCAAAGUAGGCUCUUAGGUUAACAGCUGAAAACCGGUAAUAAUUUUCCUAUUCUCAUACAACAGUAUACACUGCCCUGUAUUCAUAACGAUGCUCAACACAAUUUUCAGGCUGGAGGGAUAUAGUUGUUGAGCAAAACGUAGCUGCAUGGAGAGACAACUUCUAAAGCACAAAUACAUUUUAACCAUUAACCCCAUCCGAUCACAGAACACUCAAAGGAUUAAAGUUUCUUUUUGAGUACAACAUUCUGUGUUAAUAUCCCCAGCAGCUUAAGGAAGCUUGCAAAUUAACAGUCAUGAUAGUCCUGGCCUUCUCUGUGCUUGGUGGGUUUGUUACUGGUAAAACAUCAAUAGAUUUAUAGCAUUAAAAUAUUCAGACACUUUUUUCAAACAACAUAAAGAAUAUUGAAAACUACCCAAUGCUAUACAGUACAGUAUAGAUCUGCUGUGAGCUGAGCCUUCUUGGUAUGUGAGUUAGUUAAGAUCCUACAAAAUCCACAUAAUACUGUCUUUGUCCCUCUUCACUGUAUUGGAGCUAUUAGACAUUCAUUAAAAUUGCAGCACUUGUUUUCCAUAGAUAAAUGGGGAUAAGUAGUUUCAUUAUGUAUGCGUCUUAAAAAUAUUGUUGAGGUGAAUUUUGAUUUAAUGUGGGGUUUUGAUAUAUGAAACUUUCCCAGAUACUUUGCCCAUAGAACACUGGACAAGCCAAUAUGAACUUUGACAUUAGCCAGGAAUCCAGAGAAAGGAAAACUCUUUAUCCCUCCCAAUUUUCAACUUAAUUUCUAGCAUACGCAGGACAAAUCGCACAUCAAAAAAGCACAAGUAAAAAUACUAUUUUUAGUGAGAUUUUUAGAGAAAAUACUCAUAUUAGAUCUUGAUUCUACCCAGAUUAAUUUACAGCACUUCCUUAUUUUAAGUACCGUAAGUCUUAUGCUGCUAACAUGCUGAUUUUUCUUUUCAUUUAGCUGUAACGGACACCCAAGGUUUCCAAUGUUUGUUUGUUUUUUGGAAUUAGAUGCAGAUGGAACAGCUAUUAAAUAUUCUACUUCACCCUUUUAUACUUUGGCACAUUUAUUUAAAGGAGUGAGCAUCUCGUAAGGGUCGUGUCCUAUUUACAGAUCCGCCCAUAGGGAGCCUUACCCUCCAGAAAGAACUGCAGUGCAUGAACCUAUCAGCUGGAGCCAUUACUGAGGCCACAGGAGCAUUUCCCUCAAUAGGGUGCCAGCCAAUACAAUCCCUUCAGAUGUGAGACCCCAUCCUCUGCACUAGUGUAUCAGCUUCUGCAGCGGAUAAGUUAUGGAGAGAGAAAGACAGUGAGGAAAAGCUGAUAAAGUCAGGUCAGAUCCCUUUGGCCAUUGUUUUUCUCUAGAGCAAUGAGAUAGAUCUGGAGAGAGGCGGUCUUUCUAUAGCCAUAGGUCAGAGCCGGCCAACAUGGCACCCUUCAGAUAUUGAACCACAAUUCCCAUUACCCUGAUCAUUGGCCAUGCUGGUUGGAGUGGAUGGGAGUAGAAGUGCAAAACAUCUGGAGAGCGCCAAGUUCACCACCCCUGCCUAGUGAAACUCAAAUGAAGCUAAUUCUCUCCGUCAUAACCACUUAAGCUGCUUUUUUGAAAGGAUCUGGAAUUCUUCCUUCCACCAACCCCCAUAUAUAGGGUAGACCGGGACUAGCUCGCCCAGAGAAUCAGACUUAGAGGAAAGAAGAUGGGCUUAAAGCAAACCAGCAUGUGUCUCUAAUAGUCCCAGAGGCAUAAGUUAAGUGAAUACUGCACUGUUUUUAUGAUUGUCUUCAACUGGAAAGUUAGUGUUAUCAUCCACUGUUGCUAAUUUGUGUUUAAUUCCAUUUUUUGUAAAGAUUUCUCAAUGUACCCGUGCAGCUAUUUUUCUUAUUAUUGUGGUUUCAAUUCUUUGUGAAGCAUAGGGGCUAGCAAGAGCUUAUGUGCAAGUACAUGUGACAGAGCUUUGAAGCUUUCUUUUUUCAAAAAAAAGACUAAUGGCUUUGUGAGGCAAUGGUUUUGAGCAUAAAAAUGAUGGGCAGGGGAAGGGGUUAAGCACUCCCUCCACUACUUCACUUAAACCUCCCCCUUCCAAAUCUGUUGUUUAAAAUGUACAGCAUCAGGAAUCUGUUACAUGCAUUUGCACAUAACCUUUAAUCAGUCCCUCAGCAGGACCAAAACUCAUGUAAAAUGAAGUAUCUCACAAGCUUAAAUCUAGCUUUUAUGUACCCAUAAUACUUUGACUUCCUUGCACUUAACGGCAUUUAGAAAAGUAAAUAGAAACUGUCAUUUGUGAAAUCUUAAUUUUAAAUGUGCUUUUAAGAAGCAUAUGUGUUAAAACUUGCUAUGUUUUAGAUGUUUAUUUGCCAAAUUGCAUUCAAUAUGCAAGAGAUCUGUGCUCAGCGCAAUAUUUUAAAAAAGAAUUAAGAGGACCAAGAUUUCUAGCUAAAGAUACUGCCUUGUUUAAGAGUAACCUUAUACGUAUCUUGAUUGGAUGGUGUUAAUUCAUUGUCUGUCUGGUACUUUUGCAGUGAUUGUACUAGUCUCAAUUUACAAUAUGUGGCAAGAAAGAUUGUAAUAAAGCUAUAUACCGUAUGUUUAAUAACACUGUGCAUAACUAUUGUUAGAUUCUGUUUUGGAUAUGUUUAACCACUACAUAAUUUAUCGGAACAUGAAUAGUUUGAUAGUGUUGCUGAAUCGGGUGGCCUUUUAUUAAGUUUUCAUCCCAUAUUUUAAAAUGUGAACCCUUGUUGGUUUAGGGGCAGGGCCCACAGACAGUAUAUCCAAGGGGGAAGCAAGGUAAAGCCACUGGAAGCGCAGAAUGAGAGGGUCCAUGCAGAUGGCCAAACUACCCUUUAAUGAGCACUUUUGCUUCAACAUAGUGUGGUCAUCUGUAUCAUGCAGUCAGGUUAUGAGGAGGAUCUCAAUGCACAUCUACAGGUAAAAUGUCUGGUAGACUACGCAGUGAAAUGAUUACCUGUAUGCAUGCCAGAAAAAAACUCUUGAGAGGACUUACUGAAAAACUAGAUGUUAACUCUUACUGUCAAGUGUGAGAUGGGACUUCAUUGUUUGCCAUACCCCUUAGGUAACAGGAUUUGACUCUUCCUCUGCUUGUGAGAGUUACUAAUUUGUUGACUGAAAAAAAGAUGUCAGGUCCCUUCAUCCCAACAGGAGUCCAGGGCUCAUAGCUUGCCAUGCCUGGAUAGAUGACUAAUCUGAGCUUGAUUCUAGAUCAAAUGCCUUUUUUUUGUAUUCUCUGCCAGAAUAGUUGGUGAGGAAGUGUAUUGAUGGUGCUGGACUUAAAGGAUUGGGUUGUGUAAAUGGAUUAUUUAUUCCUUCUUCAGGCUGUUUGUAGAAAUAUCUCUGCUUGGGAGAGCUAGGACCCUCCAGUGGACAGAGGAUAUUAGAGCCAGCAACAACCACCAAUUCAGAGAAUCCUAACAGCCUCCCCAUUUUUUCAGUAGUCCCCUGCCCUUUGGGUCUUGGACCUUAAAUAUGAUAGGGCAUGCAUAUUCUGCUGGCUGUGUACAUGGAUAUAUUUUUCCCUCUCCAAGGAGACCCUAAGUACAUACUUUAUCCCCUGAUCCAGUCUCUCUUUGAACCAUACAUUUCUCCAUAAGGCAGCCUGACUUUGAAUGUUGAAGAAGCACAUUGCUGAACUAGGUUCUGCAUUGCCCCAAUAAACAGAUUGUGCAGCUGAUAGAGCAGUUGUAUGGCAUGAGUAGCAGAAUUCCAGCCUAAUUGGAGCACUGAUGAAGUUCCCCUCUUAAGGAUUCUACUUAUGCAAGUGCAUUUGUGCCUUGGUAACUUCUCAGACAUUUAGGAGGCAAAAUUAAGCUAUCUUGUGGAAACAUAAGAACAGGGUCUUCAAAAAUCAUGCCUAGUGAGGAAUUCUGGUAAUAUGCAGAACAGAAGAAACAAAUUGUUCACUUGUUUCCUUUGAAUUAAAAAGAAUCUGCCCAGAAGGGUAGAAAAUGUUGGCUUUUUAGUCAUCCCACUCCUUCCAUGCAGUUUUUCAAAAUUCCACUUCCAGAGUCAUACAAAACAGCUGCUAUCCAUGCAACUGAACUCUAGUAUUCCAAGCUUGCUGGUCUCGGGCAUGUACUUUUCUGAGCAAGGAUGCAUUCUUGAACUGGAGACUUCUGUUAAAAACAAUAGUUUGGGUGCAGAAAAAUAAAGUAAAGGAAGGACACUGAAAGCAUUUCUAACCUUAAACAGACUGUGCCAUAUAAUAAUAAGUGGAAAUGACAUGCAUUAUUUACAUACUGCCUUUUUAUUGCAUUGCUACUUAGAAUAAUAAUUGUGUCUAGGAGAAUGUGGCAUGUGUACUCUGUGUCUGUAUGUACUGAAGUUCUAGCUACAGCGGGGUAGAAGUAGAAUAGGAGGGCUGGCAGUGCAGGCCUUCAGAAAGGGAAAUAAAAUAUAUAUAUAUUUUUAUAGACUGUAAUAUGAUUUCAAGUCUCAGCUGCGCCACAUCAGCCUCUUCCAGGAAUGUAAAUCUGCGAGAUUGGCUAGAAGAGGGUGGCUGUAGAAACGAGAAAGGUAGCUCAGUCAAUCCCAACAGCCCAAGAUGGAUUUAAUUAAUAUAUAAAGAUGCCUUUGAAAUAUAUUUUUAGCUCUAAAAUAUUAAAUGGAUAAAUAUUUACAAGCAAACUUUAUAUGUAUUUGACAUUUGUGUAGUGCUUUGUAUUGAAGAAACUGAUCUGUUAUAUGUUUAUACCUCUUAUUAAUUGUUCUUGAGUUGUAGGGACAAAGAGUAGAUAACUUGUUUAUAUGCCAGAAAAAAUAAUAAUAAUAAUAAUAUGUGGUGUGUAACUGUGUCUAAUGUCAGUGGCCACAAUCCCAAUGAAAAUGUUGUUUGUAUACUUUCUGGUUUGCCACAUGUGACUUUUAUCCAUUUUGUAGUAACGUUUACAUGCUAAAAUAUGUAGGAAGAUGAUAAUAAAGUCAAUGAACUAC